AUGUACCGGUCCUCUCCCCUGGGUCGCUCCCUUUCCUUUGGACCUUCUCCCCUGGGUCGCCCCCUCCCUUUGGGUCCUCUCCCCCAGGUUGCUCCUUUCCCCCAGGCCCUCUCCCCUGGGUCACUCCCUCCCUCUGGACCCUCUCCCCGGGUCGCUCCUUUCCCCCAGGCCCUCUCCCCCAGGCCCUCUCCCCUGGGUCACUCCCUCCCUCUGGGUCCACUCCCCCGGGUCGCUCCUUUCCCUCAGGCCCUCUCCCUUGGGUUGCUCCCUGUCCCCUCCCUCUGGGUCCUCUCCCCCGGGUCGCUCCUUUCCCUCAGGCCCUCUCCCUCUGGGCCCUCUCCCCUGGGUCACUCCCUCCCUCUGGGUCCACUCCCCCGGGUCGCUCCUUUCCCUCAGGCCCUCUCCCUUGGGUUGCUCCCUGUCCCCUCCCUCUGGGUCCUCUCCCCCGGGUCGCUCCUUUCCCUCAGGCCCUCUCCCUCUGGGCCCUCUCCCCUGGGUCACUCCCUCCCUCUGGGUCCACUCCCCCGGGUCGCUCCUUUCCCUCAGGCCCUCUCCCUUGGGUUGCUCCCUGUCCCCUCCCUCUGGGUCCUCUCCCCCAGGUUGCUCCUUUCCCCAGGCCCUCUCCCCUGGGUCACUCCCUCCCUCUGGACCCUCUCCCCGGGUCGCUCCUUUCCCCCAGGCCCUCUCCCCUGGGUCACUCCCUCCCUCUGGACCCUCUCCCCGGGUCGCUCCUUUCCCCCAGGCCCUCUCCCCCAGGCCCUCUCCCCUGGGUCACUCCCUCCCUCUGGGUCCUCUCCCCUGGGUCGCUCCCUCUGGGCCCUCUCCCCCGGCUCGCUCCUCUUCCCCAGGUCCUCUUCCCCAGGUCCUCUCCCCUGGGUCGCUCCCUUUCCUUUGGACCUUCUCCCCUGGGUCGCCCCCUCCCUUUGGGUCCUCUCCCCCAGGUUGCUCCUUUCCCCCAGGCCCUCUCCCCUGGGUCACUCCCUCCCUCUGGACCCUCUCCCCGGGUCGCUCCUUUCCCCCAGGCCCUCUCCCCCAGGCCCUCUCCCCUGGGUCACUCCCUCCCUCUGGGUCCACUCCCCCGGGUCGCUCCUUUCCCUCAGGCCCUCUCCCUUGGGUUGCUCCCUGUCCCCUCCCUCUGGGUCCUCUCCCCCGGGUCGCCCCUUCCCCUCAGGGCCUCUCCCUCUGGGCCCUCUCCCCUGGGUCACUCCCUCCCUCUGGGUCCACUCCCCCGGGUCGCUCCUUUCCCUCAGGCCCUCUCCCUUGGGUUGCUCCCUGUCCCCUCCCUCUGGGUCCUCUCCCCCGGGUCGCUCCUUUCCCUCAGGCCCUCUCCCUCUGGGCCCUCUCCCCUGGGUCACUCCCUCCCUCUGGGUCCACUCCCCCGGGUCGCUCCUUUCCCUCAGGCCCUCUCCCUUGGGUUGCUCCCUGUCCCCUCCCUCUGGGUCCUCUCCCCCGGGUCGCUCCUUUCCCUCAGGCCCUCUCCCUCUGGGCCCUCUCCCCUGGGUCACUCCCUCCCUCUGGGUCCACUCCCCCGGGUCGCUCCUUUCCCCCAGGCCCUCUCCCCUGGGUCACUCCCUCCCUCUGGACCCUCUCCCCGGGUCGCUCCUUUCCCCCAGGCCCUCUCCCCUGGGUCACUCCCUCCCUCUGGACCCUCUCCCCGGGUCGCUCCUUUCCCCCAGGCCCUCUCCCCCAGGCCCUCUCCCCUGGGUCACUCCCUCCCUCUGGGUCCUCUCCCCCGGGUCGCUCCUUUCCCUCAGGCCCUCUCCCUCUGGGCCCUCUCCCCUGGGUCACUCCCUCCCUCUGGGCCCUCUCCCCUGGGUCACUCCCUCCCUCUGGGUCCUCUCCCCUGGGUCACUCCCUCCCUCUGGGCCCUCUCCCCUGGGUCACUCCCUCCCUCUGGGUCCUCUCCCCCGGGUCGCUCCUUUCCCUCAAGCCCUCUCCCUUGGGUUGCUCCCUGUCCCCUCCCUCUGGGCCCUUUCCCCCGGCUCGCUCCCUCCCUCUGGGCUCUAG
Knipowitschia caucasica is the source of this 2007-nucleotide messenger RNA. The record is from the annotation of a GenBank genome assembly. Lineage: Eukaryota; Metazoa; Chordata; Actinopteri; Gobiiformes; Gobiidae.